AUGAAUUCAAAUGAGGAGAAUCUUACGGUCAGGGAGAGGUUUAGACAUGAAGUCAACCGAUUCAUGCAAAUAGAACGUGCAGAUCUGAGACAAGACCUGGAAGAUUAUCAGAAGUUAGUUGCUUCUAAUUUGCGGGGGUUCAUGUUCAUCCAGAAUAUUGUUGACAGUUUGUCUUUGUUCAGCAGUAAUGAAGAGCUCAAGGAGAUUAAUACCUCAUACCUACCAUUUAUUGCAAUUUCCUUCUAUGAAUCUUGUUUGACAAUGAAACUACUUGCUGAUCUUAGUAAUGGAGGGUUUCUGUAUGAGAAAAACGACAUGCUUCAAUUCAAAGCAAAAAACUUGGAAAAUGCUAAACUCAUGCUGGCUAAAUUUUUGCAAGAUUUAGAGAGCUUCGGAAGUAUUCUAUCUAAGAAACAAUCUAUUAUACUCAACACAUUCCAGAAUACUGCCGACCCUUCUGUCGAGGAGAUUUCUGGACUUCUGAGAAAUCCAGUUUCAAGGAGAGCAGAGAAAAUUGCAAACUUUAAAGUUGAACGAGAACUUCGUCAGAGGCUCGAAUUAUUGGACGAAUAUUAUCUAAAAAGUGAAGAAGAUGUCGAGGAAGAAGACCUCUUCAAGUCAUUAGAUGAGGAGGUCGUGAGAACUAUCUUCGUCGAUCAGCUCAAAUAUUUCGCCUUGAAAGCUUUUGAAAACUUGGAGCUGAUAGCGCUAGAAAUGCAAGUCCUCGGUAAUAGACCACUUUUUGAAAGGCAAAAAUUACAGAGGGAUCGCGUACCUAAGGAAGAUGAGUCGAAUGACUUGGGUUAUACGACGAGGUUGGAGACUAAUCCGAAUAGACCAAAGAGAAUUUCGGAUAUUCUAACUAAACAAGGAAAGAUUCUUCAACCUUUCACAAUUACUAACAACAAGCAAGAACUCAGGAGGCAAGUUUUUGGAACGGGCCAAGUUUUACCAUCAAUGACAGUGGAAGAGUAUUUAGAUUACGAACUUUCUCACGGAAAGAUGCUCAAGGGAGAAAGCUCUCAACAAGUUUACACCAGUGAUGAUGACGACAGCGAUGCAGAGCUUGAGAAGAGGAAUUGGGACGACUGGAAGGACGACAAUCCCAAAGGCAGCGGAAAUAUUAAGGGAAACAUUGGAUGA
This is a messenger RNA of Sungouiella intermedia, 1143 nucleotides long. The record is from the annotation of a GenBank genome assembly. NCBI's taxonomy places the organism in Eukaryota, Fungi, Ascomycota, Pichiomycetes, Serinales, Metschnikowiaceae.